Molecule: messenger RNA, 7273 nt
Organism: Apis cerana (Asiatic honeybee)
Lineage: Eukaryota; Metazoa; Arthropoda; Insecta; Hymenoptera; Apidae
Cellular component (GO): cytoplasm; nucleus
Source: RefSeq, a predicted model, not a curated record
ACAAUGUUGAACCACGGGAUGAGCACGCGAGACGCCAUAUUGAGCGAAUGUUGAUUGAAUGCAGUUUAGGUGUUUACGCGGUUUGAAAUAAAACCCGUGAAAAACGUAUCAAUUGUCGUAUAACUCGACUGAAAUAUUAAUAAGCGAUUAAUUCAGUGUGACAAUUAUAUUACACGGUAAUAAAAUGAGCGGUAGCGACGGCGAGGACGGUCAAUGCAACAGGACGAGAGAAAGCAACGUAGUAGCGAUGGAUGACGUUCUUGUUAAGAAACACACUGACGAUAUUCUUCAUGAUGGAUGCAUUAGCUCUGAGGACGAUUUCACGCGACAGGAAAGUGACUGGGCUGUUAAUUACAUGGAAGACGCUGUCAGAUCUCCUGUCGUCGCGGACUCGGUUCCUGUCGCGAGCGUGGCACUUGACGAAAGCGUGGUCGAUGAAUUUGUCAAGGGCGCGAGAGGUCCCGACAACAUGGAAUUGAACACGAUGCAAAUGAAGCCGAAGACGGUUAUUGAAAAUUCGAAUACUACUGUGAGCCUUGAAAGCCCCUUCAGGGGUAAGGAAAUGUGUUCAUGUAAUGUAUGCAAAGCAAAAAGAGAAUUGCUUGGAGAAGAAUUGCAAAAGGCUAUAAAGUUUCAAAAUCUAUGGACAGAAUUGCGUCAACAUAUUCGAGGUUCCUUUAAUAUUGCCUUAGAAGCUUCUCGUAUUCCGGGAGGUUUACAAUUUCAUCAAACUCCAUUUUCAGCUGAUGAUACGCACAAGAUUGUUUUGCAAUUGUGUAAAAGGAAUCCUCAUCAAUUAUUUAUGAGAUUAGUAAGCUUGGCGCAAGAAUUUGUUAUAGAAGUAAAAGUUCAUUUAUUAGCUCUUCUACAUGACCUUAGUAUAAAUAAUUUAGCAGAAGUUUUUCUUACAGGUCUUUUAGAUGAUUAUGAUGCAUUGAUAACAACAGCUGUAAAGAUUUCUAAGUUUGUAAAACUUUUAAAAGAUCAUUUGGGUAAAUUCUAUUAUAAAUUUCCUUUACCAUGGACUGCUUUUAUUAAAAAAUUAUAUCAGAUUUAUAUAUAUGAUGAUCCUUUUAUACAAGAUAAUUUACCACCUUUUAUUGGUCAGGUUUUACAGUUAAGAAAACUUUUGCCUUUAAAAGGCUCGGAAUAUCAACGUCUUGUUCAUCGAUAUUUAUGGUUUGACAAAGAAAUGACAGUAAUUAGAGAUCUUUGGGCAGAAACUGAAUCAUGGAUGGACAAGUACAAUGCAGAACAAGCAUGUCGAAUGACCCAUCUUAGACAAGUAAGGGAAAUAUUCACAGCAACUAGCAAACUUCUGGAACCGCGUAUGUUAAAUAAAACGCCUGAUAUUGAAAAUGAAUUUCAAGAAACAGAUGGACAACUUUUGACGCUUACAUCACAAGCAAAAGUUGAUGUAUCAGAAAUGGAUAAUAGAUCUCUAAGCCCUACUCCAGAUUUAAGUUUGGAUUCGCCUGAUAUGCCUCCAAGUAUUGAGAUACUACAAAUUUUAUUAGAUGAUUGGAGUAAAGUUGUAAAAUCUCUACGACAAAAAUUAUCUGAUGUAGCAGGUGCACAACCUGUUACAGAUAUUUACACUAAUGGACAGGAAGAUUUUUUUGAUUAUGCUUGUGCAACUUGCCAUUUAGUACAGUCUGCAAUGAGAUCAGUCAAGGCCCAAAUCGAAGGAACUUGUUUGGAAAAUAAUGUAGAAGAAGGAAAAAGUUGCGAGUGUCAUAUGUGUAUAGGAUCUGCAAUAUCUUCUACUAUUAAUAAAAGUGAUACUGAAAAUAUCAUAUUACCACUAGAAAAUCCUUUUCCACAACUCACAAAUGGUUUUUUAGAAGAUACAGCUAAUUUUUCGGCAACACAAGUAAAGAAAAAACUAGAAGAUCUAGAAAUAAAAGAAAUAAAAAAUGAUGGAAAUGAAAUAAAUGUAAAUGAAGAUAUUGAUUUAUGGACAUCUGAUACACAACCUUGUUCAUGUGUAUAUCAGCAUGUAAGAGAGAUAACAGAAAGAAAAAUGGUGCUAGAAAAUCCACCUUGUUUGUGUUUAUUAAACUCCAAGCGGAAAAUAUGGGAUACUUGUCCCUGUUUAACAAAAUGCGUACCUGAAACGGUUGUACCAAAUGGUCAUUCAAAGCCAGUAUCGCCGUCUAUUAUCAAAACUAAUCAGGAGUUACCUAAACCUGCAAUAAAAUCUGGUACUACACAAUCUGCUCAAACGCAAACGCGACAUUCGACAACUCAGACACCAAAUACCGCUCAUAAUCAUACAACACAUCAAGGUACCACUCAUUCUCAUACACAUGGGCCUCUUCCAGAUUUGAUAAAAAAUAUGGGUCCUACUCAUAGAUCUCAUGCACAUAGCAAUCAUUCGUCGCAUGCCUGUCACAAACAGGCUAAUGUUGAGCAUAUUAAAAGAGUCUCGUGUAACGACUUGAGUUCCGGAGAUGGAGAUUGUUCGGAUUCCGGAAGUAGUCAAGAGGAUUCUUGUUCUACCAGUAGUUCAGCACAAAGAGAUUCUAGUAGACAUUGCGAUUGUUGUUAUUGCGAAGUAUUUGGUCAUGGUGUUCCUUCAGUAGCGCCUGUUAGUAGAAAUUAUAAUGAAAUGAGAGAACGUUUACGGCAAUUAUUAACAAAGAAAAAGGCUAGAAAGUGUAAAGUUACAUGUAGUCCUUCAAAAAGUCCCUCAGAAUCAGUGGUAUCUGAUACAAGUACAGAAACAAAAACAGUAACAAAUAUAAUGCCUAGAUUAAAUACUCCAGUUUCAACUGUUUCUGUAGUUCAAACAGAUCAACGAGAUCAAAGAGAUCUGGAGGAACUUUUAGAAUUCAUUGAAGGUAAUCAGAAUGGAAAAAAAGAUAACAAUAAAAAGGCUGAGAAAAAAGCUAGGCAGAAGCAACGCAAGCUAGAAGAAAAGCUUAAAAGAGAUAGGCAAGAGGCAGAAAGACAAAAAUUAAUAGAAUUACAGAAAAAGACACCAGAAGUAACAAUUACCGUCGUAGAUCCACAAAAACCUGUUCCUCAAAGAUUAUUACCUCAGUGUAAUCUACCUGAAGUAUCUAUUUUACCUACAUCACCUCCAGUAGCGUUGCCGAUUAUAAAACAAUUAAGUAAUAAAAAGAAAGACAAACAAGAAAUCUGUAGCAAUAGUAGUAAUACUAGUAGCAGUAGCUGUAGCAGCAGCAGUAGUAGUAUUAGUACAAGUAGUAUAAAUACCAAAACAAAGACUGCACCUGUGAAUAUCAAUAUAAAAAACAAAAGUAUUAAUAAAACUGAUAAAAUAAUGGUCUCAGGUCAGAUAAAUAAUAAAAUAGCCAUUAAAAGUGACAAAACUGAAAUUAGCAAUAAAAAUAAAAUACAGAUAAACAGUAUCAAUAGCACAAAUAUGAAAAAUAAUACUGUGGAGAAAUCAUUAACUAUUGAUUUAAAUGAUAAAAAAUUGACAAAGAAAGAAAGAAAAAAGUUGAAAAAAAGAAUGAAGAAAAUGGAAGAAGUAAAAGCAAAAGAAGAAACAAAGAAACCUGUUCAGACAGAAACUCAACCUCAGAUUGUGACGAUUAAAAGAGUUAUGGAAUCUAAUAGUGCAGAACCGACAGUUACAAUUACAUUAAAAGGUCAAACACCAGCUGAAGAUAAAGUUUUAUUUACAUUGGUGAAUGGUCAAACAAAAGAAGUCACCAAUUUGAAAUUGGAGAAUGAACAAAAUCAAAACAUCAGCGGAAAGAAAAAGAAAACUAAAACAAAUAAUAAUAAUAACAAUUAUACUAAUGGUAAUAGUAAUAAUUCAUUACAACAGGGCAAUAAGCAAAUGAAUAAUUCGAAACAACAAAUGCAGAAUAAAAUUUGUGACGGUAAGAACAAUAUGAAACAACAAUCAAAUAAUGAUAAAGGCAAAGGAAAACAAUUAGAUGAUAAGAAGGUUCAACAACAGAAUAUUACGAAAUCUAAAAAAGACAAAAGAAAUACAGAAAAUAAAGAAAAUGUGUUACAACAAAACGUUGUAAAUAAGAACAAAAAUCAAUCGCAAAAUAUAUCUGGAAAGAAGCAGAAUAAAAUGAAUACUCCACCUCAAACGCCAACUUCACAAAAGUCAUCACAAAACUUGAAUAUCAAUAAUGAAAAUAAUAAGAAAUCGAAAAUCCAGUCGCAAGAUAAAAAUGGACAAUUAAAUUCCAAUAAAAAUAAUAAAAAUACAUCUAAUAUCACUAUUAAACAGACAAAGAACGAUACCCAAAAAAUUCAAACUAAAAUGACGAAUCAGAUAAGCGUCAAACAACGAUCGGAAAUACAAUCAGUAUCCACUGAAAGAAUUAAUUCACCAUUGAGUAGUCAAUUCAAGGAUAUUGGUGUAAAUUCUAAAAUUAAUAUAGAAAAUUUAAAAUUACCACCUGGUAUUACAAUAACAAAAGUAGAUGCUCCUGCGAAACCUUUACCAAUCAGAUCUGCACCUCUCCCUAAACCAGUAAAUCCACCAAAACAAACCACAAUAAUCGCUGCACCAAUGAGCGGUGUUCAAUCGAGUUAUGCAAGUUCUCAGGCAGGUGGAAAUGUGAUUGUAGUAGAUACAGGAAAAUUGAAACAAGAUCUUUUGCCUAAAUCCAUAGAAAAAGACAUGUCUAAAGAAACACAACAAAAUCAGAACAGUACUAAUAAAAAGAAAAAAAAGAAGAAUAAAAAUGCUGCAAAUUCUAGUAAUAUAUCAAAUCAAACAAUAGUACAAAAUAAUGAUCUUUUCAUGAAUGAUCAUGCAGAUGAACCUGCUAGAAUACUUCAUAACCCAAAUACUAAUAUGGUGACUAUAAGAAAUCCUGCAUUUGGUCCAAUGAAAGUGCCACCAACUCAACAGGCAGCCAUUAUAAAAGUAUCAGAAAAUGGCAUGGUUACUAUUAGGAGUCCUGCAUUACAACAAGCAAUUAAUGCAGGUCUUACAUCACCUCCAAAACCAGAUUAUAUUGUGAAAGGCGAUCUCCCGUCCAAAAUGGCGACAGAGAAUUCAAAUUUGAAACAUACUAAUGGUAUUAUUCCAUCAAGUUUGGCAGAAUUAAGAAGCAGAUUGACCCCAGAUUGUACAACUCUAAGUGGUCUAGCUAAUAUACAAAUCAGUAAAGUAACAAAUGGUCAACCAAUACCAGAAAAUGGAAUUAAUUUAAAAGGAACUAGUGUAACAUUAACGAAAGUGAGAACAGAACCUAGUAUGGAAGACGUACAAAGUGCAAAAACAGCAGUUCGAGAGGCAAUAAACGCCACAAUAGCAGCAUCGUCUACUGGGAAGAGUAAGAAAAAGAAAAAACGGGGAGCCGGCACAAGACAAUAUGGCGAUGACUGGAACCUCGUUGAGAGCGUAUUCACGCCUAAAGAUAUAGACCUCGAGGACGGGGAGAUGGACGAUGCAGAGCGCGAAUUAGAGGCAUUCAAGAGGUUUUGUCUGCAGUCCGUACCGCCGCCACGCAAGGAAAAGGUCAAUCUCAACAUCAAGGACAUCGUGCUAAAGAAGAAGUCAUCCUCAUCAUCAUCGUCUUCAACAGCUGCUGCUGUGAUUGCCGCGAAUUGAUUUUUCUUUUGACUAACAUUAGACGCUCCCUACCAUUACUAUUAUUACCAUCAUCACUAUUAUCAUCACUACUGCUGCUACUAUAUUCGCGCAAGCGCGUAUAUGUAUAUUGGCUUGACGCAGAAUUAAUAGGAAUUUCUAAAUACGAGCACAUGUUGAUCGAAAAAUUAUUUCUUUACGAAAAAAUCAAUCUAUUUAUCAUAGAUCAGACAAUAAUAUAUUAUACUAUAUUGUCAAAUUGUCUGGUGAUUAUUUUAUGCGAAAGCGUACCACUUCCAACAUCAUUCUCCUUUAUGGAUAUUCACAUUACUCCGUGGGCAAAUCCGUAGCACGCAAGGUUAAUUCUAGCUUGCAGAUUGCACUGCGUGCGCAUAAUAUGCGCGCGCAACACUAUUUUAGAGUUGAUUUUGAAAUUGUGACUUUACUAUGAAGAAUAUUGCAAAAUAUGUAUGUAGUCUGCGUGCAUUUUAAUUAUGCACGAAUUAGAAAAAAAUAUAAUCUUUCGUUAUAACAAUGUAUAUAUGUUAUAACAUAUAUACAUAUGAAUUUAAUCAAGAGAAUUCUGCUACUUUUGCAUCGAGCCAAUUACUGACCGAAUAUGUAUUGUAAUACUGCCACGGCCGAUACGCGUAAACACACGACCGACCGAAAACGCUCGUCGAUUUUUCGGAUUUCGGCGACGGGGUUGCGCCUAAUUGUUAUAAACGAUUAUCAAAAAUGAUGGGGAAAAAUGCAAUGGGAUAAAUAAUAUAAAUGUACAAGAGCAGCCACCGCAAUACGAUACUGACGAUGUUGUAAAAGAAGAGUAAUAAUAUUGUCGUCGUGUCGUCGUCGUGUCGGCACCUAGUCGACUUCAUAUUUUUAAUAUAUUAAUAGACGAGCGUGUUAUGUUCGUGAUUUUUCUCUUCAAUACAAGGAAGAGAUAAUUGUGAAAAAUUGAUACUAUUAGAUAGAAUGUACGCGAGAGGGAUGGGUGACGCGUGGCAUUUUCCUCGAGAUACAGCGAGAGCCGUAGAUAUAAUAUGUUAUAUAAAUAUAAAAUGUAUGUAUGUAUAUGUAUAUCUAUAAAUAUAGUAGGAACGAAUUUUCCUGUCGAGAAGGUCGAUAUUGUGGAAAUAUCUGCCCUCGACCGUAAUUGCGAAAACGAUCAUGGUGGCAUUGACAUAUAGUGUCUCGACGCGAUAUCUAUCCGAAUCAUGGUUCGAUUAAUAAAAUCGUUCUCGCCAUGCGAGCAAAGAAGGAUCGAUAACGAUGCGAGAUGUUUCUCGUCGUAAUACCGACGAUCGCAUUGCGUCGCCACGAUCGUGAUCGCCGGCUUAGAAGCACAGUUCUCGAUCGACUAUCUUACUAAGACACGACACCACAGUACACAUGGAAACAUCUUUUUUCUUCAUUUUUUCUUUUUUUUUUUUUUUUCUUUUUUUUUCAAUAAAAGCAGAUAUGCAUUUUUACCAAAGAUCUUGCGUUUGUAUCUUCUUCCUUAUGGAUUUAUUUCCUGUGGUGCAAUUUGGCGAUGGUACAUGUUUUUGCACUUUGUAGUAAAAGUCGUAUUUUUGUAUGGACUUUAAAGUAAUCUCACUAGCGAUAGGUGAGUUAAAGGAAUUUUAAUAAAAAUCGAAGAUAUCAAGUUGAAAAAUUGAAAAAUGGUUUAUUAGAUAAUUUGUUACAUUGCAUACUGUGUAGAAAAUUGGUUUCAAUAUAUUUUCAGAAACGGCA